UUGGCUAACAGCUGUUUUGUAUCAAGAUUGUGCUGUCGAUCGCAUCUCUUGCUCUGCAUCUUGCCACUGCUGGAGGCGCCUUCUGUGCGCAGCAGAGUGCGCCACCAUGCCGGAGGUCAUGUCCAUCGUGAAAACUCCCAAGGAGGCGUUCCAGGGCAUGGUGGACAAGGGCGUGGGGAUGGGCGGCGACUCGUCCAUCAAGAUCUUCCACCAAUCCUUCUAUGCGGGUUGCUACAUUGGCUUCGGUGGCAUGCUGUCGAUGGUGGUGGCUGGCGGUCUGAAAAGCGCAGCCGAGGACAACCCGACCAUUCAGACCUUUGUGUUCGCUGCGCUCUUCCCUGUGAACCUGCUGCUCAUCCUCCUCACAGGUGGGGUGCUGAUCACGGGCACUGCGGCGACCGUGCCUGCCGCGGUGUUUGAAGGCAAGCUGCCCCCUGUGCAGAUCGCGAGGACGUUUGCGCUGGCUUGGCUGGGCAAUCUGCUUGGCGCCUUGCUCUUCGCCGGCUUUGUCACGGCCUGUAACUUGAACGUGGGCCUGACCAGUGAGCUUGCGAUCAAGGUGGCUGAGAAGAAGAUCAAGGAGAACUUUGGGGUCACCUUCCUCAAGGGAAUCGGCUGCAACUGGUUGGUGUGCAUGGCUGUGUUCCUGCAGGGCCAAGCGCAGGACAUGGUUGGCAAGAUGGUGGGCAUCUGGUUCCCCAUCUCUUGCUUCGUGGCCAUCGGCUUCGAGCAUAUCCCAGCCAACAUGUUCAUGAUCCCCAUGGGGAUGAUGGCCGGCGCCGACGUGUCCGUGCUAGAUUGCCUCUGGAGGAAUUUCAUCCCGGUGACCCUCGGGAACAUCUUUGCAGGUUCCAUCUUCGUGGGCGGUGGCUACUCUUUCGCCUUCGGCAGGUUAGGCAGCUCGCCGAUGUUCAACAUGCCCACGAAGGAGCAGGGUCCCUGAAAGGAGCAGCAGGCCACUGGCAACGCGGUCGAGGUUCCACCUGAAGCGCAGGGCCCAUGAUUGCGUCUUAUCAUACUGUACAGUUGCCGUCUGGCAUUUAAAUCGUGCGGAGUAAUUUUUUGAUCAGGAUAGUUGUUUUACCACGACCCCCCCCCGCUUCAGCUGUCGGCAGCCAGCAGGUUUUCGGAGUUGACGUCUUCUCACCGACGCCCAGGCACCGCUAGGUGUAUGGUUUGUCAGUCAGUCAUACGUCCUCUCACCGACGGCAUCUGCUCCGGUUUGAAUGUAGAAGCCGAUUUCUUCAUCCCAUGUGCCAUCUCACUCCUGCGAGGGUCCGAAGUUACUCUUUCGGAGCGGUAGCCAUGGGGUUGGCGAUAGCGGCCCAUAUCGUCAUCUAAUGUUGCAUUUCUCCAUUUGGUGUCCGCCUUUGACCAGAUGUGCUUCGAUGGAAGCUGCAUCCACGUGGCAGAAGCCGCCACAGGCUUCGCCAGAGGGUAAGCGCUCUCGCGUGGACUGUUUGUGCCGACAUGCUUGUCUGAAGCACUGAGCGCCGUUGCAUACAAAGUUGCACAACUUGCGUACGCUAUGGACAGUCUGAAGCCACAUCUCGAUAUUCUGAGCUUAAGGCCUUAGAUGUGGCUCGUCGGAAUAGGUAGAUGCUGGGCAUGACGAAUCCUCACGGUGCCGUUGUGGCUCGUGUAGAACAUUUGUGCAGUUGCUGGGAAUUUUUGUAGACGCAUGUACGCGGCGCCACGGCGAGGUCCACGUUUUGAACACCAGGCGCAUUCCCCAUGUAACCGUUGGGACA
Messenger RNA from Prorocentrum cordatum, 1751 nucleotides. The record is from the annotation of a GenBank genome assembly. NCBI's taxonomy places the organism in Eukaryota, Dinophyceae, Prorocentrales, Prorocentraceae.